This is a messenger RNA of Chrysemys picta bellii (western painted turtle), 2330 nucleotides long. The record is from RefSeq and is a predicted model, not a curated record. NCBI's taxonomy places the organism in Eukaryota, Metazoa, Chordata, Testudines, Emydidae.
AGGAGCCUCUGGAACGCCGUGAAACACGAGAACUUCAUCUUCAGUUUCAGAAACAGCCUGGUGGCUGAGGCCUAUACCCAGCUGUCUGUGAAGUACGCGGAGUGGGAGUGGGAAUUCCGCAAGGAGAUGCAUCUCUGGAUGUCCAAAACAGAAACCACCAUCCAGAACCAAUCCCCAGACGAUCUGGGUCCAGGCACCUUUGAGAAACUAAGGCUGGAAGUUCACCAGAUGCUGCACAGUGGGGAGCAGAAGAUGCUGCAGAGCCUUCAGAGCUACUUUGAGAGUGGAGCCGGGAGUCUGCACCUGGUAGAGAAAUACAGAGAAGACUUUCACCGAAGCGUGACAUUUCUCCGGCACGAACUGGAGAGCUAUUUGCUCUGCAAGUCCGAAGAGGCCAUUCGUAUCCAGAAAGGUCGGAGCAAGAUAGACCAUUUGCAGGCCGGAUACAUGAAAGUCAUUGAAGGGAAGGUGGACGGGCUCUUGCGGGACUGCAGGGAGAGGGAAAUGGAGCUAAAGCCCAAGGAACUGGAAAGGGAGUUUGCCAAGAUGUGGAAGGAAACCUUAGCAGAGCUGCCGCUGGAGCGCUUACCCCUACGCCAAAUCCACGAAGACGUCUACUACCAGCUGUGCAAGGACCUGGAGAACAGAGGGAGUUUGGUCAAGCAGAUGCUCCAUAAAGCCCAGAACUUGCUCACCUAUCAAAGCAAACCCUUCCGCAUGAAGAAUGAGUAUCUGGACUUGGGUUGGUACAAAGCAGCUGUGGAGUUUAUAACACAGCAAUAUUGGCGUGAAUUGGAAGAGUUCACAAAGUCCCUGGUGGAGGAGUGUAGGAGGUACAUUUGGCAGAAGGUCCACUCCCAAGGGGAUUACGACCAGACUUACUGCAGGGAAUUGCUGCGGAUGAUCAACGAGAGGCUCCAGGAGAACGUCGCUGGGAAGAUUCGCACCAGUGCUUCCUUCGAAGUCGAUUUAAAGCUUCACAUCCUGGGAGAGGCAGCCAGCACUUUCCAGAAGAUGCACGAAGACUUUCUCAAGAAGAACGACCCUCAGCGUCGCCUGGAGGAGCUGAGACCUCAGUAUUUCUCCACCUUCAGAGACCUUUACUAUGAGAAGGAUGCCUGCCAGAAGAGAGCUUUUGAUUUCUGUGACCGGUGCCUGAGACCCGCCCUGUGGGAAUAUAUGAAGAAAAGACUCGGGAUUGAGAUAGUGGACAACUUUCUCAGCAGUGGAGAGUCCAUCGAGUAUGGCAGCCGGAGCUUCUUCCAGUUCACCAUGCAGAAGAAGCUGCUGGAGGAGAUGGACUUCAAUAACUACGUGAAAUACGUCAGUAACUAUGAAGUGUUUGUCAAAUCCUGGAUCCAGACACGCCUGGUCAGCCACUACAGAGAGACUGGGAGCUUGGGAGAACUGGAGAGAAAGGUUCUAGCCACGAUAAUGAAGAAAAUCCGGGACGCUCUGGAGAGCUUUGAGUGCCAAGAUGCCGUCACCAUCUCUGAGUUCUUGGAGCAGUUUUGCCAAGCACUGUGCAAAGAGCUGGUCAUCUCCAAGGACAGUUUGGAGGUGAUCCUCUUCAAAAACACAGCCAGUGUCGGGCAGUUCUCAGCUGACAUCCAGACCUUCCUCCCCCAGGUGGAAGAAAGCAUCCUCUUGGGAUGGAAAGAGCUGGGUGGGGAGAUGGUCUUCACACAGCUCCAGUUCAAGCCUCAGGAUGAGAUCUUCAAGCGCGUGUUUGGCUGUGGGAAGCAGUGUCCGUUCUGUAAAGUCCCCUGUGAAGCAGGAGGCAGCGACCACAAGCAGCAUUUUGCAUCAGUGCAUCGGCCUAAAGGGCUGGGGGGCUACAGUUAUGAGACAACUGAUAGGCUUGUGUAUUCUUUGUGCUCCUCUGAUGUAGUUUCUAGUAAAUCAUUUAAAAACCUGAACACGGCAUUCAAAUGGCAUCCCUACAAAGAUUAUCGCCAAUUCUACCCCACCUGGCACAUUCAACCGGACCCCAGCAUCAGCGCCUCCGAUUAUUGGAAGUUCAUAUUCAGAAAGUUCAAUCGACAGUUUGCCAGAGAGUACAAUGUGCAGCCUGCCGAUCUCCCCCCGGAGUGGAAGAAAAUAACCAAGGAGCAGGCUCUGGGCAGCAUCCGAGAGGCAUUUAACAUGGAAUAGAGGCUGGCUCUCUGCAUUAUGAUACAGUCUUUAAUUCCAUAACAAGGCGCCGUCAGUCUUAAUCCUGGCAUUUUGUUACUUCCCAGGGCUUGAUUUUGCCACCUGAAGGCUCCUUUAAUGUAGUUCUUUGUGUGUAAUUGCCUAGGUUUAAAAAAAAUAAAUGGAAAAACAAAGCA